This is a messenger RNA of Oncorhynchus nerka (sockeye salmon), 1878 nucleotides long. RefSeq names its product probable cyclin-dependent serine/threonine-protein kinase DDB_G0292550. Lineage: Eukaryota; Metazoa; Chordata; Actinopteri; Salmoniformes; Salmonidae. The record is from RefSeq and is a predicted model, not a curated record. Bases 1 to 1878 code for a protein of 625 amino acids. The transcript has 3 exons.
AUGUUUAUCAACAACAUCACCAAAACCAACAACAACACUAACAUCAACAAAAACAACAACAGCACCUUCACCACCAACAACUACCACACCAAAACCACCAACAACAACGACACCAAUACAACCAACAACAACAACAGCAAUACCUACAACAACAACAACACCACCAACAACAACAAAACUAAUACCAACAACAACAACAACACCAAUACCAUCAACAACCACACCAACAACAACAACUCCAAUUCCACCAACGACAACAACACCAAUACCACCAACACCAUCAACAACACCAAUACCACCAACAACUCCAAUUCCACCAACAACAACAACAACACCAAUACCACCAACACCACCAACAACACCAAUACCACCAACAACAACCACACCAAUACCAACAACACCAAUAUCACCAACAACAACAACUCCAAUUCCACCAACAACAACAACACCAAUACCACCAACAACAACACCACUAACAACAACAACAGCAACAACCACACCAAUACCACCAACAACCACACCAACAACACCAACAACAACAACUCCAAUUCCACCAACGACAACAACACCAAUACCACCAACACCAUCAACAACACCAAUACCACCAACAACUCCAAUUCCACCAACAACAACAACAACACCAAUACCACCAACACCAUCAACAACACCAAUACCACCAACAACUCCAAUUCCACCAACAACAACAACAACACCAAUACCACCAACACCACCAACAACACCAAUACCACCAACAACAACCACACCAAUACCAACAACACCAAUAUCACCAACAACAACAACUCCAAUUCCACCAACAACAACAACACCAAUACCACCAACAACAACACCACUAACAACAACAACAGCAACAACCACACCAAUACCACCAACAACCACACCAACAACACCAACAACAACAACUCCAAUUCCACCAACGACAACAACACCAAUUCCACCAACACCAUCAACAACACCAAUACCACCAACAACUCCAAUUCCACCAACAACAACAACAACACCAAUUACAACCAACAACAACCCACACACACCAACAACCACACCAAUUCCAACAACAACAACCACAACAAUACCACCAACAACAACCACACCAAUACCAACAACAACAACAACAACAUCAAUACAACCAACAACAACCACACAAACACCAACAACCACACAAAUUCCACCAACACCAACCACACCAAUUCCACCAACAACAACCACACCAAUUCCAACAACAACAACCACAACAAUACCACCAACAACAACACCACCAACAACAACAACAACAAUAAUACCACCAACAACAACCACACAAACACCAACAACCACACCAAUUCCACCAACAACAACCACACCAAUACCACCAACAACUACCCCCCAGACACCAGAGCCAACAACUACUCCUUGUAUUCCUACCUUACCACCAACAACAACAACACCAAUACCACCAACAGCCACACCAACAACACCAACAACAACAACUCCAAUUCCACCAACGACAACAACACCAAUACCACCAACAACAACAACCACACCAACAACAACAACACCAAUACCACCAACACCAUCAACAACACCAAUACCACCAACAACAACACCAACAACAACCACACCAACAACAACCACACCAAUACCACCCGAAACAACCACACCAAUACCAACAACAACACCAACACCACCACCAACAACAACACCAACACCACCACCAACAACAACACCAUUACCACCAACAACUACCACAGCAACAACAACACCAACACCACCAACUACAACAUCAACCACACCACCACCACCACCAACAACCACACCACCACCAACAACAACACUACCACCAACAACUACCACACCAUUACCACCAACAACAACCACACCUAA